UUCUCUGAUGAAUCUUUAUAUGUUGGUUUUGUGUAUCAGGGAUUAUAAAGGUCUCUGUAAACGAUACAGUUUGUAAGGAAAACUACACUCAGCCUGAAUGCCACCCAAAUGUCACUUUCAACAAACAGCUGUUAAUCUUACACAACAGAAUGGAAAUAUCUGCUUCAACAUGUCACCAAAGAAUGGCAUGAAAGUAAAGAUUAAAUUUCAGUGUGCUGAGUACCCUGCUGCUAACAUCAGUCUACACAGCGAAAGUAAAAGUUGGAUUGAUGCCUUGGAGGACUGCCAGACGGAACAUUUCUCCCUGGUUGAGAUCUGUGAAAAGAAAGUAAGGGAUGAUGUGAAAAGACUGCAAAAUAAAACAGACUCAAAGACGGGGGUGUGGAUUGGACUGCAAAGGUCCAUUUUUGGCUACAGUCCUGAGUGGAAGUGGAUUUCAGGGUAUAAUGUUGUAAAUUCACAGUUGAAUAGAACGUCGUCCGCCAACUCUGACUUUGACAACCACUGUGGAAAAGUCAUCUUUGAUAAUAAGACAGAAGAAAUCAAGUGGUCCAACGCCAACUGCCAUGAAAAAUUACCAUACAUUUGUCAAAGAAUGAAUGAAAAGCCUUGUACUGAUGAUUAUACAGAGAAGUCAGAGCUUUUCAUUGACAUUGACUGAACUGAUAGCACCAAAGAAAACGAUACGCAGCGUCUCCAAUCAUCAUCAUGUCAAGGUGAGAUUCCUGGAGAAGCGGAUGGAUGACCCAACAACCCCAAUGUGUAUAUAUGCUGUUUGUAUGUAUGUAUGUAUGCUGUAGUGUUGUGUUUCACAGGAAAACUACUUUGGUUACUAUCAUUUGCAAGCUUUGUUAAAUUACCAGUUCACCCACCACUUCUCAGAAGUACCUGUAUUUGUCAAAGACGCUUCUAUGUAAAGAGUCGAUGUAUUAUUUUUGUCAUUAAAAACCUAAAUAUCUGGCUUAUUUAACCGAGCGGUUAUAAGAAAUGACAUUUUUAAACAUUGAAUUUGAACUUGCGAUUUUCUUUUUCUCUCAAACAAAACAACUAAAGAAUAUUCUGUGCUAAUAAUAAAAUGUAAAGUUAACAAAAUGCAAACUGUAUUUAUUUCAGCGAUAUCUUGAUUCAAGAGAUAGUGAGGUAUACCAAUCUGUCACAGACACCAUUCACACACCUAGGGUGAAAUCCACAGUUUUAAGCUUAAAUUUCAAAACUUACAUUUUAACUACUGAUUUUAUCUACUGUUCUGAUUUUAUCUACUGUUUUUUAAUCAAUUUUAAA
This is a messenger RNA of Oreochromis niloticus (Nile tilapia), 1281 nucleotides long. Its product is annotated as regenerating islet-derived protein 3-gamma. The transcript has 5 exons. The record is from RefSeq and is a predicted model, not a curated record. The coding region runs from base 98 to 661 and encodes 187 amino acids. Lineage: Eukaryota; Metazoa; Chordata; Actinopteri; Cichliformes; Cichlidae.